Messenger RNA from Paramuricea clavata, 1301 nucleotides. The record is from the annotation of a GenBank genome assembly. Lineage: Eukaryota; Metazoa; Cnidaria; Anthozoa; Malacalcyonacea; Plexauridae.
AUGGCAGACGAAAAUACAAUUAAUGUCGUACUGAAAGUUGUACGUAAGGCAAAUCGAACAAAAUAUGAUACAUACAGUCGACAAAAUGUAGAAAUGUUUGACAAUGUCGAUGAAUUGAAAGAGUUUUUGUUGCGCAAUUUUUCUGUGGAACUAUCACCUGCUACGACGACAAGCUCAUUCAAUCUUGGGUAUGUUGCUGGAACAAAUAGGCGGGUGGUGAUAGCAAACGACAUCAACCUGGCCGAAGCAUAUUCUGUUGCUAAAGCAGGUUGGAUAACACUGUGGGCAGAGGCAAUUGUACCCCCUGCAGUGGCAGCAUCAAGAGGAACCAAACGAAGCCUCUCCCAUGCAACUGAUGACCUGGCAACAAACCCCAGUGGUAAUGGUAUUUACUUAACUUGUACAUCAUUUGAAAAAUGUUGUCUGUCUUACAAUUUCCAGCUAGGUAAAGUUAUACUCAAAUAUAUAAUAUUAGCCUACAGUAGUAAUAAAAUACAAUUCAUAUCCAUAGGAUCAAAUUCUUCUGAAGCGGCAGGCUAUGAAAGUACAUUACAGCGACUCAAAACGAAGCAUAGUUCCGAUUACCCUAAAUUUAAACUUAGGGUUUGGGCUAAAAUGUUGGUAAGUUCUAAUGUAUUACUUGUAUGUCUCUAAGUUACUGCAUGCUGCAUGCUAUAUUCUAAACUUUAUGCUGUUUAGCCAGUUGUUUUGUCAGUAAUUUACUCGCCUCGAAAUUGUUUAAUUAUAGACCAACGGCACUCACGACAGCCACGAUAUGCCGCCAAAAAUACCUUCGUCGUCGACUACCCCUGCGACGGUAACGACAGGAGCAACACUUCCUGGUUCUGAAACAUCGGAAACGGACAUGACAGAGCAAAAGGUAUAUCAACAUACCAUUUUUGUCGAGAAAUAUUUUUUUAUAAAUUGGAAUAGGGUAUAAUAAUAUAUAAAUUGGAAUAGGGUAUAAUAAUAUAGGGUAUAUUAAUUAACUUCUCGAAAGCCAAAACAAAAUCUUACUGCAAGUGAUUGCAUUUCGUUUAAAAAGUAAUUGGUCCAGCAUGUCUAUAUAUAACGAGUUUGCGGUCCCGUUAAGCACAGUGUUCAAGAUGAAAACAGCUUUUGAACACAGACUUAGUACACAAAACAAUUUUUAUUGCAUUAUAAUUAUGUAGGUUCGUCUCCGUUCAAUGAUUUUGCAACAGCUGAAGGAUUUAAAAAGCCUUGAAGAAACAGGAGUUCUGGACGAAGAGGAAUUUAAAAAUCAAAAAUCUAAGCUACUCAAAGAGUUGUCAAGCUUCUAA